Molecule: messenger RNA, 1791 nt
Organism: Fonsecaea erecta
Lineage: Eukaryota; Fungi; Ascomycota; Eurotiomycetes; Chaetothyriales; Herpotrichiellaceae
Exons: 1
Coding region: 1-1791 (596 amino acids)
Source: RefSeq, a predicted model, not a curated record
AUGGCAACAUUAUUAUGGGUUACCAAGAGUGCUCAAUCCCAAUCCUUGUCACAGUCUGAAGGUCAGGAGCGCCUUGACAUUUUCUCACAGGCUCAAGCUGUAAGCCGACACCAAAAAGCAGCGAGCCGGAAACAAGCAACAACGACAUUGUACAGAGUAAACACUGCCGUUACGACCGGACGCAAACAUGUCUUCAAGCUUAAGAAUUUUCAGGCUACACGUGGGAGCAGACAUCCCGGGCUGGGCCACGCCAAUCCUGAUCACCGAUACUGCGCCUGCACCUCUCCCUGGUUGCCAUUAACGCCCAGCUAUCCGAUACAGAGAAAUCAUGACUGGACCGUCCACGAAAGACGCAGUGCUUCGUACUUCCAAGAAGUCGCAGUCAAUAAAAUUCUUACAGUGCAACGACACAGAGAAUUCUGGAAAGGCAUUGUUCCUUGUUUGGUAGAAUCCGAACCCGGCAUUCGACAUCUUGUGGUCGCCAUCGCAGCAACAUAUGAGUUCUUGCAAAGGCCACGGGCCGUCCCGCUCGACCACUUUGCCUUGACACAAUGCAACAAAGCGCUUCGGACCAUAUUGUCUGGGGAAACGAAUCGGCAAUCACUGAUAACAUCCUCGAUUCUCGUCGCGACCUACCAUCUUCUCCGAGCGGAAAACGAAGCUGCUGAUCGGGCCAUCGAUUCUGGUCUUAAGAUGCUUCAGCUGGACAAUGGCACGGACAGUGGUGGCGGUCUUGAGCAGCUGUCCAGUGUACUCAUGUCUAUCGGUCAGCAGCAUGGCUAUAAACUCUGGGCCGCUGACGUUGCCUUUCUAUUUGAGAAAACAGUCGCAAACUGCGAAGACAUCAGACUUGUCCAACACUUUCCGAGCGGUCCAUUCACAAAUGGUGAACAGGUAUUGUCUUCAUUUAAGGCUAUGAUGAUGGAAGUCAUUGCACGAGUAAUGCGCAAUAUCACUCUAGGGGCUUACGUUGAUCCGGACUGCUCUUUUGCUUGUGAUGUAGGUCAACACUUCUCUACGAUCCUGUUCCAUUGGGACAUGCUUUACCGCAGCUUGCCCGCAAACUCUGCUACUGAGAAGCUACAACUAGUGCAAGUGAAGGUCGGACUACUACUUGCUCGCCUUUUAUUUCACGCUAAGCUCCUCGCGGCGGACGAGCUUCGGGUUGAUGCAUAUGCUGGAACGUUCGCAGAAAUUUGUCGGCUCGGCAAAGAGGUCAUUGCCUCCCGUCAUGCAGGGCGCCCAGUUGUAUAUGUCGACCGCUUCGUCAACGGCACAUUUUUCACGUGUGCUAUGCUCUGUCGUGACCCUCAAAUCAGGCGUGAUUUCAUUUCUUUAUUGAAGAGUCAACUCGGGUACCAGGACGGCCUCGUCAACUAUGCCCGAGGGCAUGUAGCGAUGAUCAUGGCAGAUAUUGAAGAGCACGGGCUCGUGGUAGAUAGCUGCCACGACAUUCCGGAGACCAAACGAAUUGGGGUUUGCGAAUUGUCUUGUUCAGAGGACAGAGUCCUGCGCCUGGGCUAUAUGGCAGCGACGUGGACUGAGAGAACCUCCUUAAAUCAUCAUUUUUCACGAAUACCUGCAGAACUCAAUGAUUACACCCAUCAAGAGAUCAACGAAUGCUUGAAAGGUAUGAUGGGAGCAUACGCGAUGUACAGAAAGCUGGACCUGUUUCGGGCCCCGAAUGGGUAUCUACGGAAAAUGUACUACGGCGAGCUUCUUGUGAGAGUCAUAUUUAGACCUGGCAUAGUGGUCAACACGGGAGAAGCGCUGGAUUGUAGCAACCUCUGA